This is a messenger RNA of Hipposideros armiger (great roundleaf bat), 1170 nucleotides long. RefSeq names its product testis expressed 44 (gene TEX44). Lineage: Eukaryota; Metazoa; Chordata; Mammalia; Chiroptera; Hipposideridae. The record is from RefSeq and is a predicted model, not a curated record. The transcript has a single exon. The coding region runs from base 1 to 1170 and encodes 389 amino acids.
AUGACCACCGUACCCUCGGGAAAGGCCAGAGCCUCCAGCAACGCCACCCAUGAUGACAACAGGUCUUCAGACAGCCCAACAGUAGGAUCCCAAAGUCAGGUCUCCCUCCUUGCAGAUGUUCCACUAGCUGAUGGUGCUGCAGUGUCAGCUGAAUGGCAGGAUGUAAAUCAGGCCUCCAUCAAGCCAGCCACCUCUGAGUCCAUGUCAGUGUCUGGGGACAAGGACAAGCAUGAAGAUGAUGCAAAGCACAGCCAGGAGCCCAAGGAGACCAAAGUCCGGUUUGCCCACUCAGCCCCAGAUGCCCUGCAAACAUCCAAGAGCCUCCAGUGCCCAAUAUGGGAAAGGCCAGUGCAAGACUCAAGGAAGACUCAGAGUCCUCCGACUUUCCAGUAUGACUCACUGGUUAAGGAGAAGAUAAUACCACUGGCGGUAGGUGUCUUGGACAGCAAGAAGGAGUUAGCUCCAUCUACCCCAAAUACUGAGGUACGGUCCCCCCAAAAUGAGUCUACUAUGAGCACUGCAGAUGCCGACAGCCAGCUUGACACUCAGGCCACUGGCAUCAUUGAAGCUGUUGAGAAGGAACCUGAAAAUCCGGAGGCCUUGUUCCCUGAUACUGAAGCUUUGCCAUCAGCUGAGCCCCAGGUAGUGACUGAGGGGGAUUGGGUGGACCACUCAGGAGACCUGCAAGCUCAGCCAGUCCCUCCCUCCCCAGGAGGCAGUGCCCACCACUCGCCUGGCUCCCCCACGGUGGCCCUGAGGAGGACACCCCUGGACUGCAGCCUGUACAUGCCCAGCGAGGAGAACGACUACAUGCGCUCUAUGACCAGUAUGCUAAACUGGGGCGAGGGGUCCAUCAGCUCCCUGGCAGACAUCCUGGUGUGGUCUGAGGCUAAUAUGGGCGUGGCCACGGGUUUGCUGGCUUUCGGCCAUAGCUCCGUGUCAGAACUGCUACACAGUACAGGCCCCAGGCUGCACUGUGUCACCAGAAUCCUGGGGAAUGCCAGGUUGGCCCUCUCCUCCAGGCUGGCAGCAGGGACCGACUCGGCCCUGCGCUCUGUCACCCACAUGCUGGAGAGGAUGGAGCAGAGAACUGUAGACGGCAUCCACUCAGCCGUGCGCUACCUCACCAGCCACCUCACCCCACACCAUACUGGUGUCAACUGUGACUAG